This is a messenger RNA of Exophiala mesophila, 1958 nucleotides long. RefSeq lists its product as uncharacterized. The transcript has 2 exons. The record is from RefSeq and is a predicted model, not a curated record. The coding region runs from base 452 to 1666 and encodes 404 amino acids. Gene Ontology annotation, biological process: proteolysis. Lineage: Eukaryota; Fungi; Ascomycota; Eurotiomycetes; Chaetothyriales; Herpotrichiellaceae.
UCCCCUCCUCCACUCCUCCGAUAACAAGUUCCUUGACAAAGAAUAAUCAUCACUCCAUCCACACAUCCAUCCAUCAUAUUGUGUGUGUGUAUCGGCAUCUACUCGGCACCUUGUCAUCUCCUCCACAUCUUCACCAUCUUCACCCUCAUCCUCACCUCUAUAUCUCUCUCCAUCGCCCUCACGCGGAGCCCUUCUCGGUCUUUUGUCAGACUAACCUGACCGUCUUUCUCCCCUCCCUUGGCCCCGAAACCUGGCCUUCCCCAAGCCAUCUCUACGUCAUCAAGUGAAUCCAGUCACUUUUUCCAUCUCGCACACGACAACUCCCUCGUCUCGUCACCGGCCCUUCCUCGACUCGACCGUUUUACCCAUCCUCUCCCUCGCACCUUGUCCUCUAUCCUAACCUGUCCGUUAUAAUCGCAUAAGAAACUCGAUCGUACGGCGAGGGUACACAAUGGGUGACGCUGGCCCACCGACUCCACCGCCUGGCCUGGAUGCGCUUCAUCCGGAGUUCGACACAACCGAUUCCCAGCAUCCGCCGUUAAGAGAGGUUAAGGUCCUGGUCACAGGUUUCGGGCCCUUCAAAUCCUUCCUUGUCAAUCCAUCAUGGCUCAUUGCAUCCUCUCUGCCCCCUGAACUCUAUCUCGAAGCACCAUCAUCCAAUUCUCCUGCUCCAGCAUAUAAAAUCCGUCUGAUUGUUCAUCCUGAACCGAUCCGCGUCACUUAUCCUGUUCUCACCAGUCUCGUUCCUUCUCUUAUCAAGAAACAUGACCCAGACUACAUCCUUCACAUCGGCAUGGCCGCUGGUCGGGACUGCUAUUCACUGGAAACUCGCGCGCAUCGUGACGGCUAUCGAAUCAAGGAUGUUGAUGAGGGAGAUGGGUUUUCUUGCGGAGAAGUCACCUGGAAACGAGAGGGUCUACCAGAUCUUCUAAUGACCGAGUGGGAUGAGGAUGAAGUUCUGAAGCGGUGGGAUGAGGGCGUGGGCAAGGCGUUGAAAGCGAACCCAAACGAUUCAACCUCAAAUGCCAGUGCCGCGGUUCACCCUCCCAAACCUAUUUCCGGACCACUUGGUCUCAUGUGGUCGUUGACACCUAGUGCUGCAACGGCCACCCCCACUACAACCACAAGCUCCAUCGCUCCAGUCUCGCGAGCUGACAACCGGAAGAGGAGUGUUGUCAAACUCUCACGUGAUGCCGGUCGUUUCAUCUGCGAGUUUGCGCUCUUUGAAAGUCUGAGCCGACGAUGGCUGGACGAUGCACGACAUCAUCGCCGCGGAUCCUCAAGUGAGAUCGAGCAGUCAAAACCGGACACCAAAAACGAAGCCAACAACACCACAGAUGAUACUUCGUCGACCUCUUCACGCUCCUCAUCCUCGUCCCCAGAACGCGACCUCGGUCACCGCAAGCGUCUCGCUCAUGAACGAUUGGGCAAGGUGGCAUUCUUGCAUGUUCCAGGAUGGACAGGCGUGGAAGACAUUGCCAGAGGUACUAUCGUUGCCCAAGAAGCGAUCCGCGCACUGGUCACUAGUUGGGAGGAUGGCUACAGGCGGUCUGGCAGAGUGGACAUCACUCCCGCUGCACUCAACCAGAAGAAGUUCACCACGCAGAAUUCGGAGAUUCGCAGUCGUGUCGAGGACCCAGUGGUCGCAGAGGGCGGCGCCAGAUGACCAAAGCUGAGAUGCCGCCGCUGCUGAGGGAGCGAGUAGGUUACAAUGACCUGAGAAUGCAGUCGAGAAAUGUCAUGAGGGACAGUGAGGGUUUUUUUGGCGGGGCGUUGGUGUGUUGACUUGUGCAGAGAGAGGAUCGCCUCUGAUAUCGUCAUCUUGAUCUACAUCGUCUACGCAAUGUGGCUUUCUCUCGGAGAAUUUGAUGUUGGACAUACAAGCAUAAUUCUCAAUGUAUUAAGGUAUACAUAGAAUUUCGUAUAUAUGGGACAUCAAUCAACAUGGAAGUCUUCCC